This is a messenger RNA of Botrytis byssoidea, 426 nucleotides long. RefSeq lists its product as uncharacterized. The record is from RefSeq and is a predicted model, not a curated record. The transcript has a single exon. Lineage: Eukaryota; Fungi; Ascomycota; Leotiomycetes; Helotiales; Sclerotiniaceae. Bases 1 to 426 code for a protein of 141 amino acids.
AUGUCGCCAACUUAUUACGGAACGGCGAACCUUGUCAAAUCUAUCUACACAACAGGCAUGUACCAGCAACCAAGCAUCACAUCCUACGAAACCAACGCUACAACACACAUUGAAACAGCAGAAUCCUCUAGUGUGAACACAGUUCACACAAGCCCAACGAUGACCAAACUCGCGCUCAUUUUGGUCAUGAUUCUCGCAAUCUCUGCAUUUAUCUGGUAUCGCUAUAAUAAGAUAUGGAUCGCGGCGUACAGGAGGUAUAAAAAAGCGAAGGAAGAGAAGAAAGCCAAGAAAGCCAUGCAAGCAAGGGAAGCUACAGAGUUGGAGAAAGCAAUAGAAGAAUCGAGAACUAGUACUUCCAAAAGCAAAGAUUCUGCUCCAGUCAUAUGUAUUAGUGUCUCAGUAUCAACUUUCGAUACCUCGAUUUAA